AUGUCAAAUGUCAAAGUCUUCCUCACAGGCGCCACCGGCUAUAUUGGCGGCGACGCCCUGUUUGCCCUGCACGCCAAACACCCUGAAUUCGCGUACUCGGUGCUAGUGCGCGACGCGAGCAAGACCGACCAAAUCAAAGCUGCGUUCCCAGACAUUCGCGUUGUCGUGGGCGAGCUCGAUGACUUUGAGUUGUUGAAGAAAGAGGCUGCCGAUGCCGACAUUGUCGUUCACACCGCUGAUGCAUCCGACCACGUCGUCGCCGCAAACGCCAUCGCCACCGGCUUGACAGAAGGCCACACAGCCUCGCGCCCUGGCUACUGGCUACACACCGGCGGCACAGGCAUCCUCACCUUUGCCGACUCGGAUCGCCAGGUAUAUGGCGAAUACGACGCCAAAGUGUACAACGACUGGGAGGGCGUCGACGAGCUGACGCAUCUGCCGGCCCACGCGUUCCACCGCAACAUCGACCAGAUCGUGCUCGACACGGGCACGAAGCAUGCAGAAAAGGUCAAGACGGCGCUGCUCUGCCCGCCGACUAUUUACGGCCCCGGACGCGGCCCAGUCCACCAGCGAAGCCGCCAGGUAUACACGCUUGCGCGCACAACGCUGCAAAAACGCCUCGCGCCGAUCCUAGGCGCCGGCAAAUCCGUCUGGAACAACGUGCACGUACACGACCUGAGCAACGUGUUUGUACUCCUCGCCGAAGCCGCCAUCUCCAAAAACCACGCAGACGGAAUCUGGGGUGAAAACGGGUACUAUCUCGUCGAGAACGGGGAGCACGUUUGGGGGGACAUAUCCCACGCAGUGGCCGCCGAAGCCGCCAAGCAAGGGUACAUCCCGGAAGCCAAAGUCGAGCAUUUCGAUUUCAAGACUGCCAUUGAAUUCGGAGGCUACGAGUCGGUGAGCUGGGGUAUGAACUCGCGUGGCACGGCGAAGCGGGCGGCUAGGCUGCUGGGUUGGAAGCCUGUUGGGCCGAGUUUGUUGGAGGAGUUGCCUGGGAUAAUCAAGGGGGAGUAUGAGCGGUUGAAAUAA
This is a messenger RNA of Talaromyces rugulosus, 1032 nucleotides long. RefSeq lists its product as uncharacterized. Lineage: Eukaryota; Fungi; Ascomycota; Eurotiomycetes; Eurotiales; Trichocomaceae. The record is from RefSeq and is a predicted model, not a curated record. The transcript is spliced from 4 exons. The coding region runs from base 1 to 1032 and encodes 343 amino acids.